Molecule: messenger RNA, 1206 nt
Organism: Pyrgilauda ruficollis (rufous-necked snowfinch)
Lineage: Eukaryota; Metazoa; Chordata; Aves; Passeriformes; Passeridae
Product: nascent polypeptide-associated complex subunit alpha, muscle-specific form-like
Exons: 2
Coding region: 1-1206 (401 amino acids)
Source: RefSeq, a predicted model, not a curated record
AUGGAGGUGCACAUCAUCUCUCAUGGUAAUUACAGACAGAGGACUAUGAUUCCAGGGAGUAAGGCAGGAAGGCAGUGGGAUGCUGCUCCGCCGCCGCCACCAACUCAUCGCCCAACUUCACCAAAAAAUCGCGAAAAAGAUGGAAAACUCCGAAGGGCCACGUGCAGAUCCCAGCCUGACCUCGAGCACUCCGCCAGCAGUUUCCUGGAUUUUACCCCAAAACGCGGGAACCCCGGAGAGCCUCUCCCACACUGCCCCCACCUCGGCAAGCCACAGACGCUCUGCACAUCCCUGGGGGCUUCCCGCCGCUCCGGGGACAACGGGGCGCUGCGGAACGAGGCCGAAAGCGCCUUUAUUUCACCAAAUGAAGCGCCUGAGUCUGACGGGGGUGACCCGGAGGGGAGGGGCGCGUCGGGGCCGCGCUCCCAGGUGCCGGGCCGGCCGCGUUUUCCAUCAGCGCGGCUGGAAGCGCGCAAGGAGCGCGGGCUUGCCCUGCCGGGGGAGCGGGUGAAGGGAGGGCGGCUCACCCGCGUACACCCCGCGGGCGGAAGCUCCGCGGAGCCGCGCCGGGAGGAGGAGCUGCGGGUGCACGGCCCCGCGGGGCGGGGGUGCGCGGGGACCCCCCCGCUCCCACGCACCGCCACCGAGAGCGGCCGGGGAGGAAGCGCCGCCUCCGCGCCUUGUCCCCACGCGGGGAAUGAGGGGACACCGGUCACACCGCCCCCCCCGCGGAGCGUCGGAAACAAAAAAAACUCACCCCCCAAACCCAGGGAAAAGCCGAGAGCUAAACCCAAGAAAGGCGCGGGGGCAGCGCAGGCAGGCGUGGGGGCGCGGGGGCGGCGGGCGCGGGCGGCACUCACCGCGGUCAUGAAGCCGCGCGGCCGGCGGCGGACACAAUAUGGCAGCGGGGGGAUGUGUCAGGGAGCAGCUGCUCCCUGCGCAGCGGCGGCGGCACCGCCCUCCCGCUCCCCAUGGCAACCGCGAGCAAGCACGGCCCCCCGCCGCCGCGCCGCCUCCUUCCCGGCCGCCUUCCCUCGCUCCCGCCCUUCCCCGCCGCCGGCACCGCCUCUGGCAGCGCCGCCGCCGCCCCGCGCCCGCGGGGGCCGUGCGGGCUGGGAGCGGCUGCUGGGCUCCGCGUCCCGCCCCGAGCGUCCGCGCCGCCUCGGAAAAGUUCCCCUUUCCCCCCAGAAAUAUCGUACUUUCUAA